Wasmannia auropunctata (little fire ant) is the source of this 998-nucleotide messenger RNA. It is a transcript of the gene HP6, whose product is annotated as chromobox protein homolog 1. The transcript is spliced from 3 exons. Bases 605 to 853 code for a protein of 82 amino acids. Gene Ontology annotation, cellular component: nucleus. The record is from RefSeq and is a predicted model, not a curated record. NCBI's taxonomy places the organism in Eukaryota, Metazoa, Arthropoda, Insecta, Hymenoptera, Formicidae.
AGAGCGUGGCCAGAUCGCGUGCGGCGCGUCGACCAGUUCGGACGUACUUUUGCUCCACAAAAGAUUUUUUGAAAGACAUAUAAAGCUCUUAACCGACGUCGAUCGGCGUUUGUAGAAUUUUUUUUUUUUGCAUUUCAUUUCAAUUCGUCUAUUAAAUCCUGGUCCUGUUGAACUCUUAUACAUAAACAAGGAAGACGAAGAAAAUGGAAUGCGGCCGAUAGACUUUACUGCGACGACCCUAACCUCGACGGUUGUUUACCGUUUCGCACAGGAUGUGGUUUGCGCGCGUGCCUUUUAAACACGUUUGUUUACACACGCCGGAUCGCUGUGACAAAAUUGACAGCAUGUGCGCGGCAACGAUAAUCCUUUGCUCCGUACUACGAAACAAAUGAAAUCUUUGCUCCGUUAUUACACGCGAGAGAACAUGCGGACAAUUCGUUUUGUGAUUUACCACACGCAAGCCGCACCAGCGGUUUGAAAAUCGAAUUUAAAAAUCCAAACGUGAUUGCAAAAAGCGUCAAGCGAAUUUUUCUAAUUAUGCAAAAUCGAAACAAAUUUGCACGAGGUUUUUAUUAAAGAAGAGAAAAUUAAUCACCUUGACGAGAUGAAUAACAAAAGAAAGACGAUGGAAGAUGACGGCAGCAGAGCGCUGGGAUUUAAAAGAGGAUUGGAAGCGGAUAAGAUUCUCGGCUCGGCGAAUGACAACGGAGAGUUGAUGUAUUUGAUACAAUGGAAAGGGACGGAUUCCGUCGACAUGGUGUCUGCCAAAGAAGCCAAUGCCAAGUGUCCUCAGAUCGUUAUCCGAUUUUACGAGGACAGGAUAACUUGGAGUAAGAGGAAGGUGAAAGCGUGAAGUGAACUUUCUUGAAAAAGCUAGAACCCUACACAUCCUUUAAGAAAUUGAACUUUCACCUAGAUGUAAUAAAUGUCCUUAAUGUGUGCGACUUUCUAUUUCGUGUUCUGUACAUGUAUUUAAUGAAUAUGCUCUUUUUUUUAAA